Orycteropus afer afer is the source of this 5108-nucleotide messenger RNA. It is a transcript of the gene COL4A6, whose product is annotated as collagen type IV alpha 6 chain. Lineage: Eukaryota; Metazoa; Chordata; Mammalia; Tubulidentata; Orycteropodidae. Gene Ontology annotation, cellular component: basement membrane; collagen trimer. The record is from RefSeq and is a predicted model, not a curated record. Gene Ontology annotation, molecular function: extracellular matrix structural constituent.
AUGACUCCUGUAUCCCCUACCACUACCCCCAGCCAUGGACAAAAAGGGCGACCUGGACCAAUCGGAAUUCAAGGCCCAACAGGUCCUCAAGGAAUGGCUGGCCCUAUUGGUUUAUCAGGGUUGAAAGGAGAAAGGGGCUCCCCAGGCUCCCUGGGACCAUAUGGACCAAAAGGAGAUAAGGGUCCCAUGGGAGUUCCUGGCUUUCUUGGCAUCAAUGGGAUUCCGGGCCACCCUGGACAGCCAGGGCCGAGAGGCCCACCUGGUCUUGAUGGCUGUAAUGGAACUCAAGGAGCUGUUGGAUUUCCAGGCCCUGAUGGCUACCCUGGGCUUCUUGGACCACCUGGUGCCCCUGGGCAGAAAGGUGCUAAAGGUGAUCUUGCUUUCGCUCAAGGUAUUAUUAAAGGAAUGAAGGGGGACCCUGGCCUGCCGGGACUUGAUGGAAGUGCUGGUCCAAAAGGAACACCUGGAUCUCCAGGAGCUGUAGGACCCCCAGGAUCCCCAGGCUUUCAAGGUCCUCCAGGUUCCCCUGGUUUCCCUGGUCCUGAAGGAAAUAUGGGGUUAGGUUUCCAAGGAGAAAAAGGAGUCAAGGGUGAUGUGGGCCCCCCUGGACCCGCAGGACCACCACCAUCUACAGGGGAACUAGAGUUUAUGGGAUAUCCGAAAGGGAAAAAAGGAUCUAAGGGUGAACUAGGGCCUAAGGGUUUCCCGGGCAUAGGUGGUCCCUCAGGCAUCCCGGGAUUUGGAACUACCAGUGAAAAGGGGGAAAAGGGAAUCCCUGGUUUGCCAGGAUCUAGGGGUCCCAUGGGUUCAGAAGGAGUCCAAGGCCCUCCAGGAAGACGGGGCAAGAAGGGGUCCUCAGGUUUCCCUGGGAUUAAUGGACUCCCAGGAAUUAAGGGUAAUAAAGGUGGCAUUGGUCUGCCAGGCCCUCAAGUUUUCCUUGAUAGAGAUGGUGCUAUAAUCCCAGGUUAUCCUGGAGACCCGGGGGUACCAGGCCUCCCAGGCCUUAAAGGAGAUGAAGGCAUCCAGGGCCCACCUGGCCCAUCUGGCAUCCCUGGCCUCCCACCAAUCACACCAGGUGCCCCAGGACUCCUGGGGUCUCAGGGUGUUUCAGGCCUGAAGGGGAACAAAGGAGAACCAGGUCAUACCACAGUUGGGACAACUGGCCUCCCAGGCAAAGUUGGUCUGCCAGGCCUGGCAGGCCUACCAGGACCACCAGGACCACCUGGUCCAGCUUUUGAGACUAGAACCCUAAAGAAUGCAAAUCCAGGGUUCCCUGGCCUCCGAGGAGAAAGAGGUCCAAAAGGAAACAGAGGCCUCAAAGGAUUAAAAGGAGACUCAGGUUUUUGUGCUUGUGAUGGCGGCGUCCCUAAUACUGGACCACCUGGGGAACCAGGCCUGCCUGGGCCACCAGGUUUCAUAGGUCUACCAGGCCUCACAGGAACACGAGGAGAUCCAGGCUCUGAGGGUGCAGAGGGCCCAGCCGGGGCUCCAGGUUUAUUUGGGCUUCCAGGUCCUGCAGGCCCCAAAGGAGAGAAAGGGGAACGGACUUUCAGUACAGGAUCACGGAUGCCAGGGGAGCAGGGUGAUCGUGGCCCUCAGGGGCGCCCUGGUGAGACAGGAGUCCCAGGCAAAGACGGAGUCCCAGGUUUACCAGGUCUGCCAGGCCUUCCAGGUGAUAGUAGACAGAGCUUUCGUGGAGAAAAGGGGUUUCCAGGACUUCCUGGUGAAAAAGGCCACCAUGGCCCAACUGGCCUUCCAGGAAUUGGGCUGCCAGGGUCUCCUGGACUUCGUGGACCUCCUGGAGACAAAGGAGUAGAUGGAUUACCAGGACAACAAGGUCUUCCUGGGCCUUCAGGUGACUGCUGCUGCAGAGAGAAGGUUGGUGAAGGAGUCGUAGAUACAGAGGGAGGAAUCACGUUGCCAUGUAUUAUUACUGGGUCAUAUGGUCCAUCAGGCCUCCCAGGAACUCCCGGAGUCCCAGGCCCUAAAGGUGCCCGUGGCUACCCUGGGACUGUUGGCCAGCCUGGAUUACAUGGAGCUAAAGGAGAACACGGAAGUUCUGGAGUAGUUCAUCUCCCUGAAUUGCCAGGAUUUCCUGGAUCUCGUGGGGAGAAAGGCUUGCCUGGGUUUCCUGGGCUCCCUGGAAAAGAUGGCUUGCCUGGGAAGGUUGGCAGUUCAGGUUUACCAGGUCCCAAGGGAGCCCCUGGUGACAUCUUUGGUGCUGAAAAUGGUGCGCCGGGGGAGCAAGGCCUCCCGGGAUUACCAGGGGAUAAAGGAUUUCCUGGAGAGUCUGGCCAUCCAGGACCCAAGGGUUUGCUUGGAAAGUCUGGCCUGAUGGGCACCAAAGGCGAGCGAGGCAGCCCUGGAGCACCUGGACACAUGGGGCAGUCAGGACCCCCAGGGCCUAGUGGGUCAUUUGGCAUCAAGGGAAAACCUGGUCUCCCAGGAGCAGCAGGGCUUCCAGGUGUGUCAGGAUUCCCUGGGAAGAAGGGCUCAAGAGGCAAGGCAGGUCACCCAGGAUCAACUGGAAUGAGAGGUCUGCCUGGGAUCAAAGGCCUUCCUGGAUCUCCAGGCGUGAUAGGCUUCCUGGGGAGCUCAGGCUUGCCAGGGAGCACAGGGUUACCAGGCCUCCCAGGCCCAAAGGGUGAGAAGGGGUCCAUUGGACUGAUAGGUUUUCCAGGAAUACCGGGUAUUCCUGGUAUUCCUGGUACAAGUGGAUUAAAGGGAAGACCUGGGUCAGCAGGAAGCAUUGGAACAUCUGGACCUGCUGGUAGCCCUGGUGAAAAAGGAGAAAGAGGCAACCUGGGGUUGGUUGGAAUACCCAGCCCAAGACCUCCGAUGCUGAAUCUUUGGCUCAAAGGAGACAAAGGCUCCCAGGGCUCAGCUGGAUCAGAUGGAUUUCCAGGGCCCAGAGGCGACAAAGGAGAGGCUGGCCUCCCUGGGCCACCAGGCCUCCCUGGAGCUGCUGGAUUCCCCAGCAGUAGCAAAGGAGUUAUUGGAAAGCCAGGCCCCUCUGGCCGUCUGGGACAACGGGGCUUGCCUGGCCUGAAAGGGGCCACUGGGAUCACAGGCUUUCCGGGAAUGCCUGGAGAAACUGGUAUACAGGGUCUUAAUGGGGCUCCCGGGAUCCCAGGAGUAUCUGGUCUCCGAGGCUUUAAAGGAGAUCCAGGCCAGACACUUGAAAUUCCUGGUAGCCCAGGACCCACGGGACAACCUGGGGAGCCUGGCACUACAGGUAUCAAAGGAAAAGAUGGCCCAGUUGGUGAUGUGGGUUUCCGAGGAAAUAAAGGUGAAGAUGGGAAAGAUGGACUUUCUGGAGGCCUUGGCUUUCCUGGCUCCCCAGGACUCCCUGGGACUGCAGGACUGAGAGGACAGUCAGGGCUUCCAGGUUCUCCUGGUCGUCCAGGGGCACUUGGGCCCAUUGGACACCCUGGCCUAGUAGGACCUAAAGGCUUCCCUGGAUUUCCUGGUUUACGUGGAUUAAAUGGGCUUCCAGGCACUAAAGGUGCCCAGGGGACUCUAGGACCCAGUAUAACCGGUGUGCCUGGACCUGCCGGCCUGCCUGGACCCAAAGGGGAAAAAGGCUCUCCAGGAAUUGGGACUGGAGCCCCAGGGAAAUCAGGUGUCAGAGGACCAAAAGGUGGCCGAGGUUUCCCAGGUCUCCAGGGCCCUGCUGGUCUCCCUGGUGCCCCAGGCAUCUCCUUGCCCUCAGUCAUAGUAGGACAGCCUGGUGACCCUGGGCGACCAGGCCUAGAUGGAGAACAAGGCCAUCCAGGCCCCCCUGGGCCCUUGGGUCCUCCUGGGCCAUCUUCGGAUCAAGGCGAUUCUGGAGACCCUGGCUUCCCUGGAAUUACUGGCCCCCAAGGGCCCGAGGGAGACCAAGGAAUCCCAGGUUUCUCUGGCCUCCCUGGAGAGCUAGGACUGAAAGGCAUGAGAGGUGAGCCUGGUGUCAUGGGAACUCCAGGCAAAAUUGGGCCACCUGGAGACCCAGGACUUCCGGGAAUGAAGGGGAAGGCAGGGCCAAGAGGCUUUUCCGGCCCCCGAGGUGCUCCUGGGCAAACACCAAUCGCAGAAGCCAUCCAGGCUCCUCCUGGGCCUUUGGGUCUACCAGGCAUUGAUGGCAUCCCUGGACUUGCUGGGGACCCUGGGGUUCAAGGCCCGGUAGGCCGACAAGGUUCCAAAGGUUUACCUGGCAUCUCUGGCAAAGAUGGCCCCAAUGGGCUCCCAGGCCCAUCUGGGGCUCUUGGCGAUCCUGGUGUCCCCGGACUGCAAGGCCCUCCAGGAUUUGAAGGAGCCCCAGGGAAGCAGGGCCCCUUUGGGAGGCCUGGCAUGCCUGGCCAGAGAGUGAAUGUGGGCUACACCUUGGUGAAGCACAGCCAGUCCGAACAGGUGCCCCUGUGCCCCAUUGGAAUGAACCGGCUGUGGGUGGGUUACAGCUUGCUGUUCGUGGAGGGGCAGGAGAAAGCCCACAACCAGGACCUGGGGUUUGCUGGCUCUUGCCUGCCCCGCUUCAGCACCAUGCCCUUCAUCUACUGCAACAUCAACGAAGUGUGCCAUUAUGCCAGGCGCAAUGAUAAGUCCUACUGGCUCUCCACCACCGCGCCUAUCCCCAUGAUGCCUGUCGGCCAGAACCAGAUUCCCCAGUACAUCAGCCGCUGCUCUGUGUGUGAAGCGCCUUCGCAAGCCAUUGCUGUGCACAGUCAGGAUGUCACCAUCCCACAGUGCCCCCUGGGCUGGCGCAGCCUCUGGAUUGGGUACUCCUUCCUCAUGCACACUGCAGCUGGGGCUGAGGGUGGAGGCCAGUCCUUGGUGUCACCUGGCUCCUGCCUAGAGGACUUUCGGGCCACUCCCUUCAUUGAGUGCAGUGGCGCCCGGGGCACCUGCCAUUACUUUGCCAACAAGUACAGCUUCUGGCUGACAACAGUGGAGAAGAGCCAGCUGUUUGAGGAUGAACCUGUGUCUGAAACGCUGAAAGCUGGACAGCUCCAUACGCGAGUCAGCCGCUGCCAGGUGUGUAUGAAAAGUCUGUAAGGCGGCACCUGCCACUUUGCUCCUUGCCCUCCCCUCUUUCUCACAGCAGUCACCUCACAAACCCUGAAUGGUCUGAA